Messenger RNA from Labrus bergylta (ballan wrasse), 853 nucleotides. Lineage: Eukaryota; Metazoa; Chordata; Actinopteri; Labriformes; Labridae. The record is from RefSeq and is a predicted model, not a curated record.
AUUGUUUUAGAAGAAGAAGACUUCCCGGCAUGCAGCUCGGCGCGCGAAGUUCUAACAUUUAUGUAGUUUUUCAUCUGAUAUUCAUCGUCACUGUUAGAGUGAAAUAUAAGUUUUAAAUGGUUAAAUUAAGAAGUGAGUGUGACAGUUAAACAUUUAAAGCUCCUCUGCGCUCCUCUGCUCCGUGACUGUAGGAUGAGCAGCCCUUCACUGAGCAGCGACAUCCCCCGACCUGCUGACCUCUUUGAAGAGUUAUGGAGUCAGCUGAGAGAGACUCAUCACAAAGCUCUGCAGGAACUGGAGGUGAAAGUGAGCAGGUUGAAGACGGAGCGCUGCUUAGACGCUCAGAAGCUCGAGGUGUUCUACAACCGAAACCAGCAGCUGAAGGAGCAGAACAAAACGCUGCAGGACGCCCUGGGCCUGCUGGAGGACAGGCUGCAUUCAGGAGAGUGUGAGCGAUGUGCUGCCUUCAAGGACAAUCUGAAAAAUAUCCAGGAGGAGAAUUUGUGGCUCGUUGAAACACUGCAGAAUGAAAGAAUCUGUCUGGGGGACAAAAACAGGAAACUUGAAGCUGAAGUGGAGAAGUUGAAGUCGACUCACUCUGAGCAGCAGCAGGCCUCAUCCCCCGAUCAAGAAGAAGGAAUCAUCCCAGACUCUCCUGUCCUGCCGAGCUCGCUGCCCGUCGCCAACAAACUGAGGAAACGCAGAAAUGUGGACAAACGCAAACUCGUCCGUUAUGCAGAGAUGCCUCUGCCUCACACUAACAGCUCAAUAUUUAACGAACGAAACAAAGAUCCCGGAGGAGCCGAAGUUCUCGUUCCAAACAUGUGUGAAUUGGACUCAUCGCAGACCUCAA